Messenger RNA from Trichophyton rubrum CBS 118892, 1251 nucleotides. RefSeq lists its product as uncharacterized. Gene Ontology annotation, molecular function: ATP binding; ATP hydrolysis activity. The record is from RefSeq and is a predicted model, not a curated record. Bases 1 to 1251 code for a protein of 416 amino acids. Lineage: Eukaryota; Fungi; Ascomycota; Eurotiomycetes; Onygenales; Arthrodermataceae. The transcript has 2 exons. Gene Ontology annotation, cellular component: mitochondrial outer membrane.
AUGGCUUCCAGCGGCCCCCGGCGCUGGCAACAGCUUUUUCAGGAGCUGAUUUUGAUUGCUGGCACAUCUCUCUCAACAUAUUUUGUAGUCCGGUUCCUACUAUCCAAACUCGAAUUCGAUCCAGACAGCCAAAAGCGUGAAGAAGCCAAACGCAAGUCUGCCGCGGUACUCAAACGAUUAGACCGGGAAGAAGAUUCAGAUAAUGAUUCGUCGGGAAGCGAGAAGAAGAACGGCAAGCGACGACAACGAAAGGAGAAGCUUGUCUUGACUCAGUAUGAGCAAACAAUCGCCAUGGACGUUGUUGCACCAGAAGAUAUCCCUGUGUCAUUCGAUGACAUAGGUGGCCUGGACGAAAUCAUUGAGGAGCUAAAGGAGUCAGUCAUAUACCCGCUUACCAUGCCACAACUAUACAGGACGACUUCUUCUCUACUCAGCGCGCCUUCCGGAGUUCUGCUCUACGGGCCCCCGGGGUGUGGAAAGACCAUGCUGGCAAAGGCUCUUGCACAUGAAAGCGGAGCAUGUUUCAUAAACCUACACAUCUCAACCUUGACGGAAAAGUGGUACGGAGACUCAAAUAAGCUUGUUAACGCUGUGUUCUCACUUGCACGGAAACUAGAACCAAGCAUUGUCUUCAUUGACGAGAUCGAUGCCGUCCUGGGAACAAGACGCAGUGGAGAACAUGAGGCUAGUGGUAUGGUAAAGGCCGAAUUCAUGACCCACUGGGAUGGGUUGACUUCGGCAAACGCCAUGGGCCAACCCCAGAGGGUUCUUAUACUCGGUGCCACCAACCGGAUCCAGGAUAUUGACGAAGCUAUACUACGACGAAUGCCUAAGAAAUUCCCUGUCACUCUACCACUGGCAGCCCAGAGAAAACGAAUUCUUAACAUUGUGCUCAAGGAUACGAGGUUAGACAAAGACAAUUUUGAUUUGUCAUAUCUUGUUAAGGUCAUGGAUGGAAUGUCAGGAAGCGAUAUCAAAGAAGCAUGUAGAGAUGCAGCUAUGGUCCCCAUCAGAGAGCUUAUCCGAGAAAAACGAGAUGCUGGAGCAAUGAUACACUCCGUUAAUCCCGGAGAGGCACGAGGAGUCAGAACAACCGAUUUCUUCAAGAGAGCUGGUGCAGUCAAACCAUCAAUACACUCAACUACGUCGCUCAGAAAGUCCCUCUCAGAGAAGGACUGGAGCACUGAGUCAGAGCAGGACGAGAUGGUCGACGCAUCUGCCGUUAUCCCAGUAGCAGAGGGGCUGGACUAA